CCUCUGAAUGCGUUUGUGGUAGAUAUCAAAUACAGGCGUAGCACAAGUCAGACGUGAACUCACCAGGGUUUUCUUACAUCUUCCAGUUUCUUCACCAAAAGUAAUGAAGGGAUCGGCUUCGUCGGUUUUAACUGUCUCCGGACCCUUAGUGGUGGAAUCAACCAAUAGUACUGGGCCGGUUCUCGAGGUUGAAGUAGACCCGUACGCUCUCACUGACAUACCGGACGACGAUAAGAAAUGGAAAGACCUAUCAGACCGAGAGCGGGUGAAGUGGGUCAUGAUGGCGAUCCUGAAACCAGUACUUCUAGUUGGACUUCUGUACCUUUUCAUCUGUUCACUGGAUAUUCUAGGUGCCUCCUUCAAGCUCCUGGGAGGGAAUGCAGCUGGGGAAGCACUUUCCAAUAAUGAGGUACUCCAAAACCCUAUUGCGGGCCUCAUGAUCGGCGUCCUCGCCACCGUGCUCGUGCAGAAUUCUUCCACGUCCACCUCUAUCGUGGUUUCGAUGGUAUCUGCUGAAAGUAAGUUACAUGUAAAGAUGGCCAUACCGAUUGUAAUGGGCACGAACAUUGGUACGACUGUUACCAAUACCAUAGUGGCCAUGGGACAGACAGCCGACCGGAACCAGUUUCGAAGGGCGUUCGCUGCAGCUACGUUGCACGACAUGUUCAAUUGGUUGUGCGUGAUCAUUUUACUUCCGGUUGAGGUCAUAUCCAUGUUCGAAGUAUCGAACGCCAUUAUACAAACAUUUCGUGUCACUGAACACAAUGGCACAAUAAACAAUCCGGUCUUCCUGAAUGCUCUCACCGAUCCACUUACUGACAGAAUUGUGUCGCUCGACAACACUGCUAUAAAAAAUAUUGCCAUAGGAGAAGAGGUGGCUAAUUUUAGUAUAAUAAAGGAAGGUGACUACCUGUUCUCAGGGACGACAUGGAGUGAUGCGGCUGUUGGCACCCUGCUCCUGGUGGCAUCCUUUCUGGUUCUUUGUACGUGCCUUAUACUGAUCGUAAAGUUACUCGCCUCCAUCCUGAAAGGAAAUAUUGCGCGUCUCACCCGUAAACUCUUUAACGCUGAAUUCGAGGGUUGUAUGGCAUUCCUGUCUGGCCUGGUAGCUAUUGUCGUGGGAGCAGGCCUUACCAUGCUUGUUCAUAGUAGCUCCGUCUUCACGUCGGCACUCACACCUCUGGUCGGCGUCGGUGUCAUCCACAUCGACCGAAUGUACCCACUGACCCUUGGGUCGAACAUUGGCACGACGAGUACCAGCAUUCUAGCAGCAUUUGCAUCGUCGGGCAACUUUUACGAAUCUAUUAAACUAGCGCUAUGUCAUCUGUUCUUUAAACUUACAGGAGUUUUCCUAUUUUACAUCAUAUAUCCGCUUCGAAAGCUGCCUAUAAACGCCGCCAAAUACAUGGGCAACGUCACUGCCAAGUACCGCUGGUUUGCUGUUGCAUACUUAAUUCUUCUGUAUUUUCUGUUUCCAGCGCUCAUUUUUUCCAUUUCGCUAGCAGGGGUUGAAGUUUUUAUGGGUAUUGGUAUCCUAUUCCUUGUUUUUAUUGUUAUUAUAAUCGUAAUUAAUGUUCUCCAAAAUAAGCGACCGAAAGCAUUGCCUCCAAAACUACAAAGUUGGGACUUUCUUCCAGAGGGGAUGCACUCCCUAGCUCCAUACGACAGGGCCAUUGAUCGCGUCACAAGCGUGUUUGUGUGUUGCUGUAGAACCCAUUAGCAUAAAGGGUGCAAAGACGACCCUCUUAAGGAACAAUCCACCAAUAGAUACGAUCUAAAUGCAAAUCCAGUUGACAACAGGGCUUUUCAACCUGAUGAAAUAGAAGGAAUACAAAUAAUAUCAGAUACCAAACUAUGAGCGACAAAAAAAGCGAUAACGGAAGAACUCCGCUGACUUUAAAAAAAAUGCAAAUCUAAGACAUUAAUAUCAAACAGCAUAUUUUCUGAGAUUCUUUUAAAGAUAACACCAAUAUAAUUUAAACUAUGACAACAAUUUUUGAGAACAUAUAAGAGAAGGUUUGUAUAUUGGUAUAACGUUUAAUGAA
Molecule: messenger RNA, 2045 nt
Organism: Mizuhopecten yessoensis (Yesso scallop)
Lineage: Eukaryota; Metazoa; Mollusca; Bivalvia; Pectinida; Pectinidae
Product: sodium-dependent phosphate transport protein 2B-like
Exons: 7
Coding region: 104-1720 (538 amino acids)
Biological process (GO): sodium-dependent phosphate transport
Cellular component (GO): apical plasma membrane; brush border; vesicle
Molecular function (GO): sodium:phosphate symporter activity
Source: RefSeq, a predicted model, not a curated record